Molecule: messenger RNA, 1344 nt
Organism: Pterocles gutturalis (yellow-throated sandgrouse)
Lineage: Eukaryota; Metazoa; Chordata; Aves; Pterocliformes; Pteroclidae
Product: prolyl endopeptidase
Exons: 5
Biological process (GO): proteolysis
Cellular component (GO): cytosol
Molecular function (GO): oligopeptidase activity; serine-type endopeptidase activity
Source: RefSeq, a predicted model, not a curated record
GUAUUCUACCCUAGCAAAGAUGGUACUAAGAUCCCAAUGUUUAUUAUUCACAAGAAAGGAAUUAAAUUGGAUGGUUCUCAUCCUGCCUUCCUGUAUGGAUAUGGAGGCUUCAACAUAUCCAUUACACCAAGCUACAGUGUGUCAAGACUUAUUUUUGUGCGACACCUAGGAGGUGUUCUAGCAGUGGCGAACAUCAGGGGUGGUGGUGAAUAUGGAGAGACCUGGCACAAAGGUGGUAUCUUGGCCAACAAACAAAAUUGCUUUGAUGACUUUCAGUGUGCUGCCGAAUACCUCAUCAAGGAAGGCUACACAUCCCCAAAGAAGUUGACUAUUAAUGGAGGCUCAAAUGGGGGCCUCCUAGUUGCUGCCUGUGCUAAUCAGCGCCCCGACCUAUUUGGUUGUGUUAUUGCCCAAGUGGGAGUGAUGGACAUGCUCAAGUUCCACAAGUACACCAUUGGCCAUGCUUGGACCACUGACUACGGUUGCUCUGACAAUAAAGAGCAGUUUGAAUGGCUGUACAAGUACUCUCCACUUCACAAUAUCAAGCUACCAGAAGAAGAUGGCAUUCAGUAUCCCUCUACGCUGCUUCUCACAGCAGAUCAUGAUGAUCGCGUGGUCCCUCUACAUUCACUGAAGUUUAUCGCUACUCUGCAAUAUGUUGUGGGCCGAAGCCGUAAACAAACCAAUCCACUUCUCAUCCAUGUUGACACCAAGGCUGGGCACGGAGCAGGAAAGCCAACUGCUAAAGUUAUAGAAGAAGUGUCAGAUAUGUUUGCUUUUAUAGCACGAUGCCUAAAUCUUGAUUGGAUUGAAUAGGCAAAAUGCUUAUUGCUGUCUCCUUUAGAAAACAAGGGCUUUAACACCAUUUAAGACCAACCAGACUACUACUACUUGGUGUAGUAUUUAAGAACUGCAGUUUAAUAUUUUAUUGAUCCAACCUGCUAUGGGGUUUUAAUCUUCUGUGCUUCCCUCUUUUUUGGCUUUUCUUUGAAUUUCUUUUCUACUGUGUUCCAAAGUACAUUUUGAAAAGCAUGUUCAAAUAAAUAGCUGAGCUGCUGUUGGUGCUGUUGUGAACAUUUAGAUUCCAGAGUUAGUGCUAGUUGAGCUUAUUUCCUGUAAACAAUUUUAAUGUAUUUUGCACCUAUAAAUAUAUCCAGAUCAUCUGUAAUUAAAUGUAAGUACUGUCCACAUAAAAGAACUCUGAGCAUACUUUACUUACACAGUAACUUAUUUAAGAAUGUCAAUUGAAGGUGUUCACUGAUAGCCAUGAAAUACUGAAGAGACAGUAAUCUGGACAAUUAAGUCAAAUAUUAUUAAAAAGCUUAUAUUACAUGUUGUUCAUAA